ACAACUCGGAUAUUUAAUUACGUUGUCUACUCACGACGCUGAGCCGGUGCACGAUAUAACAUGUUGUAGCUUUAAGUGUUUAAGAGGUCGCCUUCUGCCUUAGCAAUUUCGGUGUUGGGACUCCUGUGGUGACAGGUGAUGAAACAUGGAUCCACCACUGGGACCAAGAAACUAAACUGGAAACCAUGCAAUGGAAGCACCCCAUCCGCCUCCGAGGAAGUUUGGCACUCAACCAUCGGCUGGCAAGUUCGCACACGGACCCGACAAGCCGUUCAGUGAUGUGGUCGAGAAAGGUAUGUCCGAAAGCAAUGGCUUCGCUGAGGUUUGGUCUGAUGCUGGCACUGGUGUUUAUCAUUGGAUAUUACGCUUACUUUGCAGUUUAUACCCCAACCCAACACAUCUCUAGCCUCAAAGCCUCCCAAGCCAGCACAGCUUCGCCUAAUAGCCAGCCCAAUGAGAACUUCAAAGCGACAGUUUGGUUGAAAAGAUCGGAGUUCCUGAACUCAACGGCUUUGUCAAGAAAACAAAUCCUCCCAUCUGGGCUGCAAGUGACCUUCAACAUAGACAACAAAACCAACAAAAUCCUGUCGCAGAGCAUCGACGAUCCAUCCCUUCUGAAACCUGAAAUCACAGUCGUUACAGCAUAUUUUAACAUUGGCUCAUUCGCCAAGGGUCAAACAUCCAACGUGCACACACCAAGCCGUUAUAUGCAAUGGAUGAAGGUGUUUGGCAGAAUCAGGAACAACCUUGUCGCAUAUACCGAUUCUAGAGAUGCCUUUAAUUUACUUACUAACCUCAGACGGAAGUUCCCUAGCAACAUGACAAAGGUUUUCCUUAUAGACAGGGCCAAUCUCUGGUCCUUCUCUUUGGCUGGGGAAAUUCGAAGUAUUUACAGUCAGCCUAACUAUCCACAUCAUCAUCCGAACACAGUUAACGAGAACUACUCAUGUGCGAUGCAUGCAAAGUUUGAGUUAGUUAACAAAGUCUUAAUGGAGGAACUGUUUCCUACCAAAUAUUUCUGUUGGUUGGAUAUUGGACUCUUUCGUGCUCUUGCUGAUGAUAACUCGGUGUUCAAGCUUCAAAUACCACACGAAUGGGACAGAGAAAGAGUCGCUUAUAGCCGUGUGUAUGGUUUUAACGAUAAAGCUACAAUAGAAAGCGUAAUCAAAGGGAACAGUGUAUGGGUGGGCGGGGCCAUGUUUCUGGGAACUCCUGAAGUGUUACACAAGUAUACCGAGGACUAUAUGAAUACAGUAAAAAUGUUGUUGAAACAACGUUUAAUGAACACAGAUCAGCAGGUUAUAUAUUCAAUGUAUCUCCCGUCAUCUAGAGUCAAGCCUCGGGUUCAAAUCCAGUUAUUUUCUGGAAAGAACAGCCGAUACAAUCCAUGGUUUUAUCUUGGUUACCUAUGCAGAGAGACAACAGGUCAAUUUCGUAAAUAAUCCAGUCAUAAUCCAAUUGGUAUUCAAGCACUUUCAGUUCCCCCUAAUCCUAAAAGUAACAAAGUUAUAGCAAUUGUCUGAAAAAGAAUACGCCACACUAAUGUAGUCCUCUAUGCAAUGCAUAAAUGGUGAUCAGUGAUUAUAACAGGUGUUCGCGAAAAGUGUGCACCCGUCAUAAUCACAUACACCGAUAUGGGAAGUUUUCACCUGAACAGUCAUGAGAACAUAUUGUAGCCAAAAUAAGGAAUUGCAUUUUGGCCACCAAACUUUGAAAUGUCAUCCACAUGUUUACCAUAACAUAUUAUGAAAGUGCUCGUCCAAUUAAAAUUUGGAUAAGUUCCUCAAACACAACUUACUUCAAUUAUUAGUUUUGCAGUUUCUGAUUACCCUGCUUAAAUAGAGAGUUUCGCAGCUUCACACAUGACCAUUUUGACAAUGCCUGUCUCACCCAUGGCUUUCUUAACAAAACCACAACUUAGCGUAUGACAAUGUCACAGUUUUAUGCAUUGCGUAAUCGAAAUUCUGUCAGUUUUACACGUAUCCUUAACGGCAAUGUCUCAGUCUCACACAUGACCUUUGUCUCACUAACACACGUGGCCUAAACAACGAUGUCUCAGUCUCACACAUGACCUUUGUCUCACUCUCACACAUGACCUUUGUCUCACUAACACACAUUGCCUUAACGACAAUAUCUCAGUCUCACACAUGACCUUUGUCUCACUCUCAUACAUGACCUUUGUAUCAGUCUCACACAUGACCUUUGUCUCACUCUCACACAUGACCUUUGUCUCACUAACACACAUGGCUUUAACGACAAUAUCUCAGUCUCACACAUGACCUUUGUCUCACUCUCAUACAUGACCUUUGUAUCAGUCUCACACAUGACCUUUGUCUCACUAACACACAUGGCCUUAACCACAAUAUCUCACUCUGACACCUGACCUUUGUCUCACUCUCGCGCAUGACCUUAACGACAAUGUCUCAGUCUCGUACAUGACUUUUGUCUCACUCUCACACAUGGCCUUAACGACCAUGUCACAGUCUCGCACAUCAUCUUUGUCUCACUCUUACACAUGGCUUUUACGACAAUGUGUCAGUCUCACACAUGACCUUUGUCUCACACUUACACAGGUUCUUAACGACCAUGUCUCAGUUUCGCACAUGACCUUUGUCCCCUCUCACACAUGACCUAAACAACAAUGUCGCAUUUUCACACAUGGGCUCAUAGAAAAGAGUCUCAGUUUCAAACAUGUCCUUAACGAUAAUGUCUCACAUACACACAUGGCCUUAACGACAAUAUCACAGCUUCACACAUUUUCUAACAAUCUCACAGCUCAACACAUGUCCUUAACGACAACAUCACAGCUUCGCUCAUGUCCUAUACGACAAUGUCACUGCUCCACACAUGUCCUUAACGACAAUGUCACAGCUUCACACAUAUCCUUAACGACAAUGUCACUGCUCCACACAUGUCCUUAACAACAAUGUCACAGCUCCACACAUGUCCUUAACGACAACAUCACAGCUUCGCUCAUGUCCUUUACGACAAUGUCACUGCUCCACACAUGUCCUUAACAACAAUGUCACAGCUCCACACAUGUCCUUAACGACAACAUCACAGCUUCGCUCAUGUCCUUUACGACAAUGUCACUGCUCCACACAUGUCCUUAACAACAAUGUCACAGCUCCACACAUGUCCUUAACGACAACAUCACAGCUUCGCUCAUGUCCUUUACGACAAUGUCACUGCUCCACACAUGGCCUUAACGACAACAUCACAGCUUCGCUCAUGUCCUUUACGACAAUGUCACUGCUCCACACAUGGCCUUAACGACAACAUCACAGCUUCGCUCAUGUCCUUUACGACAACGCCACAGCUCCACACAUGUCCUUAACGGCACUGACUCGUGAAGAUCCGGGGUAGAAUAGGUCUUCAGCAACCCAUGCUUGCCGUAAAAGGUGACUUUGCUUGUUGUAAAAGGCGACUAACGGGAUCAGGCGGUCUGGCUCGCUGACUUUGACUUGGCACAUUGAAUGAUAUACAAAAAGAAAAAAAAAGAUAAGCACACCCUGAUAUAUUCCAUUAAAUAUAAGCACACCCUGAUAUAUUCCAUUACUGUUGGCCCGUGAAGACGCCGGGGUAGAAUAGGCCUUCAGCAACCCAUACUUGCCGUAAAGGGGACUAACGGGAUCGGGUAGUCAGGCUCGCUGACUUGGUUGAUGCAUGUCAUCGAUCCCAAUUGCGUGGGUCGAUGCUCAUGAUAUUAAUCACUGGAUUGUCCGGUCUAGACUCGAUUAUUUACAGACCGCCGUCAUAUAGCUGGAAUAUUGCUGAGUGCCAACCAACCAACCAACCUUAAUGACACUGUCACAGCUUCACACAUGUCCUUAACGACAAUGUCACAGCUCCACACACGUCCAUAACUACAAUGCCACAACUUCACAUAAGUCCUUAACGACAAUGCCAAAGCUUCACACAUGUCCUUAACGACAAUGGCACAGCUUUACACAUGUCUUCAGAUACAAUGGCACAGCUUCACAGAUGUCCUUAACAGCAAUGUCAUAGUUUCACAUGUUCUUAUCAACAAUGUUACAGCUUGGCAGAGGUCUUUUACGACAAUAUCACAGCAUCGUACAUGUCCUUAACGACAAUGUCACUGCUUCAUACAUGUGCAUAACUACAAUGUCACACUUUCAUACAUGCCCUCAACAACACUGUCACAGCUCCACACGUGUCCUUAACAACACUGUCACAGCUCCACACAUGUCCUUGAUGACAUUGUCCCUAGGUAGCAUGCCAUCAUCGGCCCGAUGACGUUUUGCUCAUGGGAUCGACAUUGGCCCAACGUCGGCAAACUUCAUCGGCCCUGCAUCGGCAAUGCAUCGGCACUGCACCGGCCCAGCAUCGGCCCAGCGUCGGCGGACAUCGUCGGGCCGAUGAAGUUUUGCUCAUCGGAUCGACAUCAGCCCAACGUCGGCAAACGUCAUCGGCCCUGCAUCGGCACUGCACCGGCCAAGCAUUGGCCCAGCGUCGGCAAACAUUGUCGGGCCGAUGAAGUUUUGCUCAUCGGAUCGACAUCGGCCAAACGUCGUAAAUAGUUAUCUGGCCAGCCAUCCGCCAGACAUAGGCAAUUGUUAUCGACUCAGCAUCGGAUGGACAAUAAUUAUCGGCGCAGCACUGGGUUGACAUUGGCUUGACAGUGAUUAUAGGUUUAGAAUCAGCCUUGUCCAACCUUAAGUCCUAUCACCAUCCAAGCAUUAGUCAUUCAGACUUCAUCACCCUUUCUCUUCUUUGCUGAUUUACAAUGGCAGCUGGGAUGUUCAGUAUUUUAACCUUUCAUAAUAUUUGAUGGCAGUUCUUGAUUUUCCUCCGAAUAAAUGCAAAAGUAUGAAACAAAUGGCUAACAAUUUGCAAUAAUCAUUUAGAAUUAUCGAUAUCUUCAAAAAUAGUCAUCCAAAACAUCCAAACUUAAAUUUUUAACGCUUCGUUAAUUUUUUCAUCUGCUAUUGUCUUAAAUAGGCUGAUGUCAUCUAAAGUAGUUGCCUGCAGAAGUCAUUACUGACAAGAUCUCAUCUUAAAAUUUCAUGUAAAUGAUGCCACAAUAUAACUUUUUAAAGUGUAGUGUAAGGGUACAUAAAGCUAAACAUUUCUAAAAGCUGCAGCUAGCUCUGAUGUUAAAGUUACAAAGAUUAAAGGUAAAACUAAUAAAAUAUUGAAUUUUUAAAAAGAUAAUAAUUUUUUAUCAUAGUUAAUACUUUGAAAACCAACUGUAAGUAAUAUGAAUACUUCUAGCUGUACAAAACAAUCGAAAUGCUUACACUAGUUACAGUCCUUUUUGUGUGUACCCUAAUACAUGUGUAGUUAAUACUUAUAAUUAAACACAAAGAGCAAAAUAGAAUACUAAACUUUAUUAUUAAUUUAUUAUUAUUUACAAGAAAACAGUGUAACUACCUGCAAACAAGGCGGAUGUGAAACAUACAUUCUCCAAACCAGUUUUAAAACUCAGUCUAUAUAUUAUUUCAAGUCUUAACACCUGUUAAUAAAUACAGAGUUCACUCAAGGGAUUUUCUGACAUGGGCCCUUUAUGUGACCAUUUCAUAUGUUCCCUAGGUACACCCACACUUGCCCAUACAGUACAUUGUUAAAAUGCCCCAUUGUAUUUGGAAAUGUGGGCCUUUUUCCAAAUUCAGGGGCUAAAAGCAGAAGGCCCCACCCUAGAAUUAUCGGAAUCCCAGUAAGUAAAUUGAUGAGUUUAUGAUAUGUGUAAAUAACCAUCUCGUCGGCAUUACUUCCUCGACAAGAAACCAUCUCGUCGGCAUUACUUCCUCGACAAGAAACCAUCUCGUCGGCAUAACUUCCUCGACAAGAAACGAUCUCGUCGGCAUUACUUCCUCGACAGAAACCAUCUCUUCGGCAUUACUUCCUCGACAGAAACCAUCUCGUCGGCAUUACUUCCUCGACAGAAACCAUCUCGUCGGCAUCACUUCCUCGACAAGAAACCAUCUCGUCGGCAUAACUUCCUCGACAGAAACCAUCUCGUCGGCAUUACUUCCUCGACAGAAACCAUCUCGUCGGCAUUACUUCCUCGACAGAAACCAUCUCGUCGGCAUUACUUCCUCCACAAGAAACGAUCUCGUCGUCAUUAUUUCCUCGACAAGAACCAUCUUGUUGGCAUUAUCUCCUCAACAAGAAACCAUCUGGUCGGCAUUACUUCCUCGACAAGAACCAUCUCGUCGGCAUUAUCUCCUCAACAAGAACAAUCUCGUCGUCAUAUUCACUUCAUUCAAAUGGAUCAAUAUAUGUACAUCUUCAGGUGAACACCCCUUUGGUUUUGAGGUGUGCCUGCCACCAUUCUUGGUAUGUGUCGUGUGUCAGAUGCUACAGCUAUGCUUGAAUUUCGGUAGUUUGUGUUGUUGUACUAUUCUCUCCUGAAGUACUAUCCACCAUGAGAUCCUUUAAACGCUACCAUAAUUGACUCAUAGGUUGGUGACAUAUCACCAGUGGGGACAGGGUGUUUGGGGUUAUUUGACCUAGCAUCCAUGUCGAUAGUUUACACUGAGGCCAGUGCCAGGCCACCGGAAGUGCCAAGUGUGCAAAGUUUGCAAGGUUCUCACUGUUGAUGAAUAUGGGGUAACAGCAUUUGUUUCCAUGUCUAUUAUUUUAAACAAUAAAUACCCCUUCAACCUAAUCAACCGUUGAGUGAGUGAGUAUGGUUUAACGCCGCUUUAUGCAAUAUUCCAGCAAUAUCACGGCGGGGGACACCAGAAAUCGGCUUCAC
Haliotis rufescens (red abalone) is the source of this 6721-nucleotide messenger RNA. RefSeq lists its product as uncharacterized. The coding region runs from base 186 to 1442 and encodes 418 amino acids. The transcript is spliced from 8 exons. The record is from RefSeq and is a predicted model, not a curated record. Lineage: Eukaryota; Metazoa; Mollusca; Gastropoda; Lepetellida; Haliotidae.